Molecule: messenger RNA, 1176 nt
Organism: Plasmodium malariae
Lineage: Eukaryota; Apicomplexa; Aconoidasida; Haemosporida; Plasmodiidae
Gene: LipL2
Product: lipoate-protein ligase 2, putative
Exons: 1
Coding region: 1-1176 (391 amino acids)
Biological process (GO): protein modification process
Cellular component (GO): mitochondrion
Source: RefSeq, a predicted model, not a curated record
AUGUUUCGUGGGAAAGAAGUUCGAUAUUUAAGGGUCAAGAUAAAGAUGAAAGGAAUAAACAUAAUUAACGAAUUAUUCCGCCCCUUUGCUUCAUUUCCUAACAAUGGUAAAAUAAAAAAAAAUGUGUUAUAUUUCAUCAACUUAACGAAGUUUCAUGUAUAUGAGCAGUUGUUGGUUGAAGAAAGUUUGUACAGGCUAAGUAGUCAUUUGAGCAACGACUUAAAUAAUGUAGGGUUUGUAAUAAUAAAUAACACGUACACUGAUGGAGAACAAUGCGAAAAAGGUGUAAGGUGCGAAGGAGACGAACAACGAAAUAUGGUAAAUAACAAAUGUAUCGUAUUAGGAAUAAGCGGAAAAGUUAACGAUUAUAUAAAGGAUGCUUCUUAUGUUAAAGGGAAUAAAAUAUGCAUAAUUAAAAGAUUCACAGGAGGAGGGACAGUUUAUAUGAACAAGAAUUGCUUGCUACUUUCCUUUAUUCUUCCCCAUAAUUUUGAAAAGGAAAAGAAAAUAUAUCCAUCGAAUAUAACUGAAUGGAUAUUUAAAUUUAUCUAUAAACCCUUUACAGAUGAAAAGAAAAAAAAUAGUAGUCUUUUUAAUGAAAAUUUUUAUUAUCAUGAAAAUGAUUUUGUUUAUAAAACAUAUGAUAAGGAGAAUGAAAAGAUAAUUUUUAAAAAAGUAGGGGGUAAUGCACAAGCCUUUUCAAAAAAUUAUUUUGUUCAUCAUACUUCUUUUAUAUGGUAUUGUAAUUAUCAGGAAAUGGAAAAUGUUUUAUUGAACCCACUUAAGCAACCUGUGUAUAGAAAUAAAAGAAGCCAUUAUAAUUUUUUACAAUCUCUACAAUCAUGUUUACAUAAAAAUGUAGAUACUCCUAAUUUGUUUAUUCAACAGUUUAUUUCCCAUAUACGAGAAAUAAUAAAUAAAAAAAAUUCUGUACAAAAAGAGGAAUUUUGGUAUUUUAACAGUAUAAACUUAAAUAUUAAUGAAGACAAAGCAAUGUCAACAUUUCAUCUUUUUGAUAAUGUUCAUAUGGUUCAUGUUGAUUUGUUAAGAGAUAUUUUUCUUUUUUAUACCAACCAUGGGAAAACAACAAAUUUAAGGUCUACCCAUUUUUUGGAUGCACACGGGAAUAAAGUCCCUGACACGUAUUAUCAGUAUCCAUCCUUUAUUUUAACUUGA